AUGUCUCAUCCUCUGAAUUGGCCUUUCAAACACUUCUUCUAUCCCAUCGGCAACACUUCAGCCACUUGCUUGACUCAGGACCUUCCUGUUGAGCAGGCGGCCGAUGUGCUUCUACUGGGCUGCGGGGACAUAAGAAACAUUUUGUAUACCGUCUAUGCAGACUUGCACCCGCAUGUUGGCAAUACGCGGGAACUCGAUUUUACCUGCUGCGAUAUCGAGCCAGCUAUUCUAGCUCGCAACAUCUUGUUGUACACUCUCGCGUGUUCAGGCGCGUCCCCAGAUGACGUUUGGAACAUCUUCUACCACUUCUAUCUGGACGACCAGAGCUACGAGCUGCUGGAGGCUCAGUGCCGUCUUCUCGCAACCGCGUCCGAGUCGAUGCGGACCUGGCAAUGCUCGGAGUUCGGGGCUUACCUCAAGAUGUGCAACAACCACACUCUCGCGGAGAUGCAUCGCCACUGGCAGCUCUACGCCGCGUUUUCUUCAAAGCCACGUAGUCUGCUUGACCAGAUGCAAGCUGAACAGAAGGACCUGUCGAAGAAAAUUUCAAACGACUACAACUCUCUCGGUUCGAUCAGCCGUUCGGCCGGCAUGCUCUGGCUUGAGGCUAUGAGGCCCAUGAAUGACCUCUACCAGCGAUAUUGGAAGACGGGUACUACAUUCUCUUCUGCGCGAGACAGCGCUGGAGCGAGGAAGCUCAACCCCUCGUUUAUAUACACUCUCCAUGGAGAAAAGUUCGUACCGCAUUACGGCACCUUCCCUCCACAAGCGUUCCAUUUGACCCCUGCCUUCGUUCAUAUCCUACGCGAUGAACGACGCGAUCAUCGAAAUUUUACCCCCAUGGACGUCGUGAAGGAACAGUUCAGUUCUUGGUGCGGGGCCUUCAAGGAGGCUGUUGGUUCGUCGCGUAGCCAUCUCGUCAUUCGUUUCUGCGUAGGCGACGUCCUCCGCUUCUGUAAAGCGCUACACAACAUGUCGCAAGACAUCCCUACACGCUUGUUCACCUCUCCUUUCUCUGGACAGGGUCUUGAGCUUGACGGCGAGUCGCCACCUUACACGUUCGACCUCAUCGAUACGUCGAACCUCAUGGACCAUAUUGGUCUGCUCAAUCUCCUCGUGUCGACGAAACCGCUGCUCAAGCCACUCCCCACUUCUGUCCUCUACACGGAGACUUUGCUUGCCGAGGGAGAGGAUACAACGGUCGCUCUGCUCGGCCGUAUGUGCGGGGGCGUAUCGACGAUGUCCCUUCUCGUCGGACUCACGCCUCGCUCUUACCUGUCGGGGUUCAAUACACACUCCAACGUCCACGAACUGCUCUACAACUCUGAUUCCAGUAGUAAGCAGUUUCACGAGCGCGUCGCUUGGUGCGCCCCGACCAGCGGCGAUCCGCAAGCAUGUCGGGAGCAGCCAAUCGUAUUCGACUCUGCGGAGCUUGGUGCAAUCCUCUUCAGUGUUUACGACCAAAUCUGUGGGGACGAGAAGACUUUCGAGGCUUUCCGCGACCCCCGUCUACGAAAAUUACUAGAACAGCAGGACCACGACCGUGCGAGCUUUGCGCAGCUGGUGCGCCUGGCGAUGUCCCGCGUUGACCCGGGAGUCGGCGGUUGGGAGACGACGCUUGAUGUACUGUUCAAACUCGUGGAGGAAGACCGCACGCGUAUUGUUGGCCUGAAUUACUAUCAGGAAUUCUGUUUGCAGCUCCACCUCCACGGCGUCACUACAACCAAAUCGCUCUCCCCGAUGUGGAGGUCAACCUCCAGUUGGCCCAACGGCAACUUCGAGGUGUUCCGUGGGUGGGCUCACGUUCCACCUGUCGUUUGCGUCCUCUUCACUAUCCCACGGGAUCGGCUCAAGGUCUUCAGCGGCACGGAGCGUCUGGGUUCGAUGGUGUUACUCUGUCACUUACUCUCGUCCCUCGGCUACGACAAUGCGUUCUCGUGCAACCUGCAGGCGAUUCCCGGCCGCUUGGAGAGGGAUCCCGCUGAUCCUACGUCGACCAUUAUUGUACGGGACGCCAGAGGCGUGGAUGGUGCAACAUCAUUCGUCGUCUCCUUCCUGGCGCCCUCGUGGCUGCUGACGAUCCCGCAAACGAAAGUGAUCUUCGCGAUAAAGUCAACGCCCCGCGUCGCUGUGCAGUUCAUGCGGAAGCUCGGUUUGAUGCUGGAGAUCUUCUCUGCUCAGCUAACAGACAAGAAGCACGUCUGCAUUGUCAAGGAGAGGCCAGGUGUCUUCGCCGACCCACGCGCAUCUGAGGUGCUCCCAGAAGCAACCCGAGCCCGUGUACCGUCCGUGAACAAGGUCAGUGCUCAGAUGGACGACACCUCUGGCCCCCGAGGAAUUGCGACCUUGACGCUCAAGCUCGACUUGGCUACCAUGGGAUUCACAUCACCCCUCGCGCCUUCGCUUCCGAUCACUGCAGAACAGGCCGGGGCAUGCACGAUGGCGGUUACCAUUGGUGAACAGCGGAGACACGUCCAGUUCCCAUUCCCUAUUGAAGGUAGUCAGCACAAAUUGCGCGUUGCGCGGAAAUCAUUGUAUAUUGAGGUCAUCGUGCCGCCUUUCACUCAACCAAAGGGUGCAAGCCGAACCUUGAACGGGAACAUAUUCCCGAUCAUGAAGACAGUGGGACUGACUCCCUGGAAUGUCCACCACGUCAACCUGGACAUAGCACCCAUUCUUGACACCAAGAAAAGAAACGAGCUUGAUUGGAUCACCGCACACACCGUCUGCCAGUUCUCGGAGCGUGAAACAGCCCUCCUUCGGAAAAUGCCAGGCUCUCCCACUACUUCCGCCCCUCAACCCGACUUACUCAUGGACCUCAAAUGCACCAUCCGGGAGCUAAUCAAUAACUUCUUCGGUUUGACCAAGAACGGCACUCGCGCGAGGAUCUUCCUAUUCUUCGAAAGAGGUACGAGGACGCCAUUCAUGCUGGUUUUCGUUCAUCAUGUCCGUCUCGACCUCCCAUCGUUCACGCUGCUCGCGGACGCCGCCGUGAUUCCGCUCGACAGCUCUGGCAUUUUCGACGGGAUCUUAGGCCCCCUUCUGAAGCCUCUGGCCAUCCCUGCUGUGCCCCUCUCCCAACUCGAAGUGAUCGCAUGGAAGCAGCUACUCCCCGCUGUCGUUGAGCGGUGCCGAUCUUGGCCGCACGGGCCCAACUGCGAGUACGCAUCCGGGCGGAUUCCAGUUUCCGUCGAGCUCGACGCAAACCCGCUUUGUGGGUGCGGUCGCGGGAUCGGGCUCCCAGACGCCAUGCCGGACGUGCCCACGGGACUGUGGCAGGCUGCCCGUCCGUUCGCGACGCGCGCGGCGAUCUCGCCGCUCUUCGCUGUGUCGUACCUCGAGUCGGUCGUCGCUGCAGAAAUUGCCUCCGGAGCGCGCGACGCGGGCGUGUACGCGCGGACACAGGGUGUAAACCUCAGUCAAGGCACGGUCAAUACCGAUGGUGCGGGGCCGUCGGUUGGCGCUGAUGAGAGGUGCCUCGCUUGUGGAGGGCCCGGGAAGCCUAAGCUGUUCAUGUGUGGGAAGUGUAAGCAGGCAAAGUACUGCUCCCCGGCAUGCAACAAGGCCGAUUGGAAAACUCAUAAGCUGACAUGUCGCCCAGCAUGAGCUUAUGCCUACUGAUAUAAUCCGUCAUCUUGAUCUGCGUCGAGGCUGGAUUGGUAGACUAGUUCAAGUUGUAAGCCUCCAUUUUUUUCCAGAAAAUUCAUGCACAUGGAAGCAUCCUGUUGCCCGCCGUCGGAAAUGGCUUCGUGGUACUAUUUCGAAAGCGAGUCAAACCCUACAGUGGUGCUGAUGAUAGGAACGGGCGUG
This is a messenger RNA of Rhodofomes roseus, 3810 nucleotides long. RefSeq lists its product as uncharacterized. The transcript has 4 exons. The record is from RefSeq and is a predicted model, not a curated record. NCBI's taxonomy places the organism in Eukaryota, Fungi, Basidiomycota, Agaricomycetes, Polyporales, Fomitopsidaceae. Bases 1 to 3606 code for a protein of 1201 amino acids. Gene Ontology annotation, molecular function: DNA-binding transcription factor activity, RNA polymerase II-specific. Gene Ontology annotation, biological process: regulation of transcription by RNA polymerase II. Gene Ontology annotation, cellular component: nucleus.